AGUCUUUAGACUCACAGUAGUUUCAGGAAGUUUCCAUACUUUUAGCAAAUAGUAUCGUUGUCUUGCAAAAAAAUAAUUGAGAGAAUGACAUCAAUGUUUGGGCGUAAACAAAAUUUUUAUUACAGUUAUUACUUUCUGUCUGCUACAAUUUCCUUAGAUAACAAAUGUUGAAUUCCUUCUGAUAUUAAAUAUACUAUGUAUUAUAAGCAUGGUGUACGCAGGGUUCCCCAAGUCCGUCGAAGACUGAAGACUCGUCGGGACGACCCGAAAGCCCACAAUUAAGUCGGGUUGAUUCCCAGGCCUCUUUAAACCCUAGAACACCUGAGGCACGAAAAACAUCGAGACCCAAAUCACUUAUGAUAUCUGACAGUCCCAAAUCGUCUGAACGCCAGGUUCGCUUCAGCCCAGAAAUUAUAAACUCUGAUGUAACGUAUCGAAUUCCCAAUGGCAAAUCGCCGCAAAGUAUAGAGCAGACUGCUAAUGACAGUAUAACAGAUCAGGAUUCAUCCCAAAGUAAUGCGAGGCGAAGACUCUCCAUAAAGGACAGGAAAGAAUCGAUCUCUCCCGAAAGAGAUAGCGGAAUAGGAUUGAAAUCACCACAAAACGCAAAAACAGAGUAUAUAUCGCCUGAUGGUGAAAGUCAUACGGGUGAAAAAACCCCCGAAGUGAACGUAUCGAGUCAGAAAACUCUAGAAGUAAUGGGUCAGAAAUCUGAGCCGCAGUCCCAAGUCUCCCCUGAAGAUCCCCAAGCCGGGCCUUCGAAUCGGCCCGAAAUGAGGGAAGACAAAGAAGAAACAGCUGAGAUGCUGGAGCAAGGUCUAGCAGAGAGACGAAAAAGACGUAGUGCAGUCUUUAAAGUAUUAUUGCAAGCGGCAACAUUGACGUUUUUAGCGGAAUGGGGUGAUAGGUCGCAACUGGCGACAGUGGUGUUGGCCACGAGAGAAGAUGUGUUUGGAGUCGUGGUGGGAGGCUCCCUGGGACAUGCCCUUUGCACGGGAUUGGCUGUGAUUGGUGGAAGAAUGGUGGCGCAGAAGAUUUCUGUUAGGACUGUGACAAUUAUCGGUGGUAUAGUCUUCCUGUUCUUCGCUGUGAGUGCACUAAUAAUGGGCCCCGGCGAGUAAAGACUUUUAAUCAAUAUACAUGGUGCUCUCAAAUGUUUUUAGACGUCUAUAUGACGAUCCUAGGGUAGACUUGUGCGUGCGUGUUUGCAUUCACUCAUUUUUUUUUAUUCUGUUCAGAAAUAAGAUAGACAUUCUGUACUCGUUUGACGUUCAAAACUCUUCCUUCUCUUAUUAUUCUGUACCGAAAGAUAGCCGACGUGGAAGUUUUGCGAACUAAUAUAAUUUGUUAUGUAUCGCAGAAAAUAUUGACUUAGUAUUAAUUGAUGAUUACUGUCGUACUAUAAUGACGAAACAGUGUUGUCAUAACAAAAAAGGAAAUCUUGAACUUCAGCUACCUCAAAUCCCACGACGGUUCUCUUUCCGCUAAGACUGAAAAUACGCAACAAAUAAAAGUAGAUUUGUUGGAAUUGACUCAUUUUUACAUUAAUCCUGAAUAAUUCAGCAUUUAUGAAUAGUCAGGUUCCUCUUCAAACACUUAAGCUUAGGUUUCGUAGAAAAGCGGUGCAGUUAACUAUUGACCGUCAUUUUACGGUUGUUAAUAACGACCGUCUCUACUUUUUAAGAUAAU
Pieris napi is the source of this 1689-nucleotide messenger RNA. RefSeq names its product transmembrane protein 165. Gene Ontology annotation, molecular function: calcium ion transmembrane transporter activity; manganese ion transmembrane transporter activity. Gene Ontology annotation, cellular component: Golgi apparatus. Gene Ontology annotation, biological process: manganese ion transmembrane transport; Golgi calcium ion homeostasis; Golgi calcium ion transport. The coding region runs from base 357 to 1121 and encodes 254 amino acids. NCBI's taxonomy places the organism in Eukaryota, Metazoa, Arthropoda, Insecta, Lepidoptera, Pieridae. The record is from RefSeq and is a predicted model, not a curated record. The transcript has 3 exons.